Toxoplasma gondii ME49 is the source of this 2421-nucleotide messenger RNA. Its product is annotated as DnaJ domain-containing protein. The record is from RefSeq and is a predicted model, not a curated record. Bases 880 to 1761 code for a protein of 293 amino acids. Gene Ontology annotation, molecular function: heat shock protein binding. NCBI's taxonomy places the organism in Eukaryota, Apicomplexa, Conoidasida, Eucoccidiorida, Sarcocystidae. The transcript has 6 exons. Gene Ontology annotation, cellular component: nucleus; cytoplasm.
GGACCCUGGACUUGCCUUGUUUCGAGAAACAGCGAAGAAACAGUGGAGAAAACGAUUCGCAUCCCCGCCGAGAGACACCGGCAAGACACUCGGUCGUUGCUCAAAACAGUACUGUGGCCGUGCAUGUCUCGUCUCGGGGAACGAACGACUGGAACGUCACCGCUUAAAUUCCUUCGUUUAUCUGCGGAAGGUCUCCUGCGGAUUGCCUCUGAGCAUCUUCGGCGAAAACCUGCGGGUUUUUCUCCCCAUUUCCGGCGACUGCUCUCGUCGACACUACGCAAAAGGCUUCUCUUGUCCCCCUCCCCCCCCCCCAUCCCCUGUGAAGCCUGUUCUCCUUUUUCUUCAAGCACACAAAGCCGCAGAAGGCGCCGUUCCGUCUCCUCCACUCUCUUCGCCUUUUUCAGAGCUCCAGGGCGUCUUGCCCUCUCUUCGAGUCAACGUUUGCGCAGCUUCGUCCGUCCUUUUCCUGCCCUCCCCCUGCGACAAGUGCAGCGCCUUCCCCGGCCUCCUACUACCUCCCUCUGCCCCCCAACUGACACACACUGCGCGAAUACCUUUUUCCUGUCUUCUCUCUCACUGAUUCUCGCAGAGUCGAUUCUCAGGAAGAUCGCCUCUCAACCGUUUCUAUAACUUUCACCUUCCUGCCCUUCCCUUCUCCUCCACUCCCCCCUUCUCUUCCACUCCCCCCUUCUCUUCCACUCCCGCGCCUCUCAGCCUCGGCGCCAUAUUCGUCUUCGCCUGCUUCGCCUCCUCUGCGUCUUCUCCUGGGUGUUGUUCUUCUGUGUGGACGUUUCGUAGCGCAGGGCUGCUGAGACGCUGCGCUGCGGUUUCUGGGCAGAGCAGCAGUGGUUUUUUUUUCGCCGCCGCGCGUUCUCCAAGAUGGCGAAGUCCGCGUCGGACCGGCGCGCGAAGCAGGAGACUGGCAAGGAGGAGAAGAAGACUCUGUACGAGUUGCUGCGCGUCUCCCCGAGUGCCUCUCAGAGCGAAAUCACGAAGGCGUACCGAAACCUUGCGCUGCUGCUGCACCCAGACAAAGUUGUGCAUCGCCUUGAGCAGCAGGCAGAGGCGACCAGCAAAGGUGAAGGCAAAGCGGCCGACCUCGAGGAGUUGAAGAGCGAAGCCACAAGACACUUUCAGGAGCUCCAGGCGGCGUACGAGGUUCUGAAGGACCCGAAACGCCGCAAGAGAUACGACGAAACAGGAAGCACAGGUGAUGACGCGGCAGAGUCCUUUGAAGAAGCCUACGAAUACUACCGCCGCGUCUUCCCUGAAUUCAACUCCGCGGACAUCGACAGUUACCGCCAGGUGUAUCUGGAGAGUGCAGAGGAAGUUCAAGAUAUUCUCGAUUUCUGCCACAGAUUUGACGGAGAUUUGACGCAUUUUUUCGAGUAUAUCCCGUUCAGCGACAAAGAGCACCUGCCGCGGUAUCUGCGCAUCCUGAGGGAUCUCGUCGACACCAAGAAAGUGAAGAAGAACGCAACGUUCGUGGAGACGCUCAAGCAGCUCGAGACGCAGGCCGAGAAAUAUGCGGCGCUCGUCGAAAAAGAAAGCAAACAACUCACGAAAAAGAACGCGAAGAAGAAGGACGACAAAAUGGAGAGUCUGAUUCUCGCGAUUCAGAGCAAUCGCCUGAAGCGCGCCCAGAACGCUCGAGACCUCUUCGCGCGGCUCGAGGCGAAGUACCAGAACGCGGACGAAGAAGGAGCGGCUCGCAACGCGACGGACAAAAGAGAGAACAAGAAACGCAGACGAAAGAACUGACAAGGCGCACUCGUAUCUCUUUGCCACCGAGGAGACGACAUCAAGUCCUCGAAGCUGUAAUAACCGACCAAGACACAACGCUCCCCACAUCCAGAUGCAUCGCCUCUCACAAGAGUCCACCAUCCGACACUCCUCUCUACGCAUUCAAACCAUAUAUAUAUAUAUAUAUAUAUAUAUAUCUAUGUAUAUUCUAACUGUAUACGUAUAUAAAUAUAUGAAUGCUUCUUUUUAUCCGCGUAUAUGCUCUACCAAUAUAUAUAUAUAUAUAUAUAUAUAUAUAUAUAUAUUCUAACUAUAUAUUUAUAUGUAUGCGUCUCUGCAUCUGCGUAUACAUUCUAACAAUGUAUGUAUGUAUAUAUAUAUAUAUAUAUAUAUGUUUAUUUCGAUGUUUAUAUUGUACCUGCAGAGAAAAGUUUUUUUCGCUGUAUACGUUCUAGCAAUAUAUGUAUAUAUAUAUAUAUAUAUAUAUAUAUCUUCAUUUAUUCUGUAUAUGUAUUUUAACGCGAUAUAUACGUGUAUAUAUUUCUGUACAAGGUUGCACUGACUUGUAUGAAUGCAUGUGCGUGUUCAAUGUGAGUACAUACACUUGUCUGCCUUGUCUAUGAAUACGCUUGACCGGCGCGCGAAGCGCAUUUUGAUUUCCUGGAAAAGACCGAGAAA